UAACAGCUAAGUUCAUAUUAGACUUAUCAUAUAUUAGUUCAUGAACUUUUACCUGAAGAUUCUGCACAUCAGACCAAAGAGCAAAUGAGAUUUAGGCCUUCUAAAAAUACCAGUGCCGUUCAUAGUAAGACAACACGUUCCUAGUUGUAAGUGGAUUACAUCAGUUUACCUGCAAGGAGAACUCAGCUUGGCAUGUUCGCCAUUAUCGUUGCCAUUUUCAUAUGACCUGCACUGUGAGUUUUGGACAAAGACUGUAUUUCAGUAUGGGUCAAUCUCAAAGCGAUGAAGACAAGGAAGUGGAGCUAACAGACAUCCAGCCUCUUUACACCAAAUUCAUGAAAGAGUGUCCAAGCGGAGCCUUGCAUCUUCAUGAAUUCCGCAAGAUCUUCGGAGUUCAGAGCACAUCAGAAGAUGAAGCUUUGUACAUGGAAACCCUCUUCAAAUCAUUUGACACAAACAGGGAUGAUGUUAUAGACUUCAUGGAAUUUGUAGCAGCCGUCCACCUGGUUUUAAGAGGAAAACUGGAGGACAGAUUGAAAUGGUCUUUUAAAGUCUAUGACAGAGAUGACAACGGAAAGUUGGACAGACAAGAAGUCAAACGUGUUAUAAAGAUAAUUUGCCAACUUAAGAAAAACAGCAUCGACAUGACACCAAGUGAUAUUUGCGACAGGAUAUUUAAAGUUUUGGAUGAAAAUAAUGAUGGUCAGAUAUCCCUGUCAGAGUUCAUGGAAGGGGCACAGAGAGAUGCCUGGAUUAUGGACCUCUUAAAACUGGACACUAAUGCACGUGGCUGGUUCAGGGAAAACUUGGGGAAAAAAAACAGGAGUUUUCAAUAAGGUCAAGCCCCAUGGGCCAAAACCUGCUUGACCUUUAACAAUCUUUCAAAUGUUGAGGCCUGCAAAUGGAUGAGACCUGGCGUGGAGGUCAGAAAAUAUUUGCCUUCUGUCACAAGCGACGUACGUGCCUCGUCAUACACUUAGCACAUUGAUGUUCAACCAGUCAGCAUGCAUAAAAGCAACUCACGUUUUCUUCUUGGUGUGGUGUUGAUGCUGAUAUUUCAUUACCCAAAAUUAUAUUAAGAGCAUGAAUCAUUUAGUUCUAGAGGGAACUAUAAAUACCAAGUUCUGUCAUGAAACUCUAGAUGGUGCAGGCUGAUGGGUCAUUAACGCAAACUGAUGAUAAUCACAGCGUUAAACUCUUUGGCACAAGCUGAUUGGUUCAUGUUGCAUACGGAGCAAAUGAGCUUACUGCUUUACAUUUAAAUGGCUGGUUAGCAUUCACCAGAGCAUUUCGCAGCGUGCUUUCAGAGUUCCUUUGAAACCCUCCACCUCCCCAGCUCCACCUGUGUAGAUCUGCUACGGGGCUUAAAUACUCACAGCACCGUAUCGGUGUCUGUAUUGGCAGCAGCAAGUACCCUUAGUUGCUUUGCAGCGGCAGCUGCAGUAAUCUACAAUAAUAUCAGUAACCAACAGUGGCAGCAAUUCAGCAGCUUAGCAGAUCUAUUCCACCAAAACCAAAUACAUUAACAUUGCCAUAUCCAUUGCCAUGCUGACAUCUUCUGAGAGUUGUAAUGAUAGUUUUUCUAUUUAACCCAUUUGUAUCAUUUGUAUUUAAGAGGCAUUUUAUUUAAUUAUUUAUGUCACAAUUUUGAUAUUAUCAGACUAGUCAGGUCUACGCAGGCGUGGUAAUAUUACAUGAAUUAAUAUUAUCAAAAUUAUUUUUUUAUAUAUUAUACAUUAUUUAUUUGUCUUUACAGAGCAUCUGAAAUCGACUAUUUAACCCAAGUUUUUGUAAAAAAAAAAAAACAAAAAUAAAAAAAUGGCUUUUAUUUUACUUGUAUUAUUACAGAGGUGAUUAUUUUAUACCAUAAAAUAUAGUGUGUCUAUAUUAUUUAUUUAUUUAUUUAUGCUCAUACAGUACAUCUGUAAUUUUACUAUUUAACAAUUCAUUUUUAUGUAAGAAACAAUGUUUUUUGCUUAUUUCACAAUUAUGCUAUAACAUAUGGAAGCCCGUUUUCGCCACUGAAUAAAACAUGAAAAUAAGGUUUUUGCGAUUGCGACUUUUUAUCUCAUAAUUCUGACUUUUGUCUUCAAAUGUUCAUGAUACAAACUCGCAGUUCUGACUUUUUUUCUCAGAAUUGUGACAUAAACUUGCAAGUGGGAGAUAAAACUCACAAUUCAGACUUUUUUCUCAGUAUUGUGAUAAUUCACAAUUUAGAAAAAAAGUCAGAAUUGUGUGAUAUAAACUCUAUAAAAUCUCACAAUUCACAAUUGUUUCUCAAUUUUUUUAUGAAAACUCGCAAAAGUGAGUUAUAAAGUCAGAACUGCAGGAUAUAAACACAACUCUGACUUUUUUUUUGUCUCACAAAUGCGAGUUUAUAUCUUCAAUUCUGAUUUUUUUUUUCAGAUUUGAGAGAUAUAAACUCGCAAUUGCGAGUUAUAAAGUCCAGUUUUAAGGGGAAAGUUUGCAUCUCACAAUUCUGAAUUGCAUGUUAUAAAGUCAGAAUUGUGAGUUUAUGUCUCACAAUUCUGACUUUAUAACUUGCAGUUGCAAGUUUAUAUCUCCCAAUUCUGACUUUUAAAUUCGCAAUUGCGACCUUAUAUCACAAUUCUGAGAAAAAUUCAGAAUUGUGAGUUUGCAUCACAGAAUUCUGAGAGAUGUAGACUCACAAUUGUGAGAGAAAAAGUCAGAAUUGUCAGAUAAAAAGUUGCAAUUACCUUUUUUAAAAAAUGUUGUUUAGUGGCGGAAACAGGCUUUCAUAAUAAUCAGAUUAUAUUAUAAUAAUAAUCAAAUAAAACAAUAUUUUUUUGAAUAAUUAAAUAAAAAAUGUCAUACAAU
This is a messenger RNA of Labeo rohita (rohu), 2838 nucleotides long. RefSeq names its product guanylate cyclase activator 1g (gene guca1g). Bases 222 to 836 code for a protein of 204 amino acids. The record is from RefSeq and is a predicted model, not a curated record. Gene Ontology annotation, molecular function: calcium ion binding; calcium sensitive guanylate cyclase activator activity. NCBI's taxonomy places the organism in Eukaryota, Metazoa, Chordata, Actinopteri, Cypriniformes, Cyprinidae. Gene Ontology annotation, biological process: visual perception. The transcript has 4 exons. Gene Ontology annotation, cellular component: photoreceptor inner segment; cone photoreceptor outer segment.